AGUGCGGGUGGAUGUGAUGGGCAAGCAGGCAGUCGUUCUGGGCCAAUGCGGAGGCGCGAGCAAGCGCCGGACCCCGCGAGCAGGUCAGCGCUCGCCGCCAAUCUGCGGCCAUCACGGCGCAUCACAUCCACGGCUUGCCUGCAGCUCCCUGCUACUAGCCGCCAAUGAACGGGCAUCCUGGCAGCGGCAGGAGUUGCUGCACUGGCCGUCACAAUCACCGUCACACCUCCCUCAGAGACAACCCGCCUUCGCUGCUUCUGAGAGGCCCUCGAAGCGCCCGGCCUACUGCUCCUCAUUGCACUCGUUGGAUCUUCCUCACCCCAUCCAAGAGGCAAGCAUGUCUGCCAAUCCGGCACGGAACGGUGCCUCCCCUCCUCGGCCGUCUGCUUUAUCAAUCCACCAUGGCACCGAUCCUGCCGUUUAACCGACGAUCUAUCUAGGUUGGGACUGAUUCACCUUCACAUUUCUACCCUCGCUUUCCCCAUCGAGUCUCUCCUGGCUGUGCUCCCUCUCUGCCUCUUGCUGCGCGGUGCUCUCGGCGCGGGCUCUGUCGACCGCACUGUCCCCAGCUUACCCUCGUUUGGCCGUAAGAUAAAACGGUAGCUUUGGCGAGGUUAUCGUGCCGUCUCCGACGCUCGAUUUAAACCCAAGCAAAUACCAAGAUGCUCGGCUCUUGGGGUCUAAGCCCCAGAUCUACAUCGAGAUGGGCAGCGGCAGCCGCUGCGGCGUCGUUUCUGCUCGUCAGCCAGGUCGCGCCCCCGGCGACUGCGUUGUACGUGAGCGAAGGUUCCCCAUGCUGGGACGUCUGUAACGACCCCACCAACACCACCACUUCGGAAAUUGUCUGCAUGGACUCGGCCUACAACGACACCACGACUGGCAAGAACUUCAAGGAUUGCGUCUCGUGUGCGCUCAACAGCACCUACACUGAUCCGAGUGGAUUGGUGACGGACGUGGACUGGGGAUUGUACAACCUCCGCUAUGCGUUCAGUGCCUGUGUCUACGGUUACCCGGCUAGCGUCGACAGCGUCUCGACGCCAUGCUUGGUGUCUUGUCAAGGACUGAGCAGCUCGCUCGAGUUCGAAUUGCUUAAUCCGAACGAUAUCAAUCUUCGCGCCUGGUGCUCCACCUCCACAUUUGCCGAUAAUCAGAUCGAGACCUGCGAGUUCUGCUAUAAUUUGACCGGCACACAAGUGCUCAUGGCCAAUUUCAUCGAAGCCCUCCGCUAUGACUGCCACUUCCCCGUUCCAUCUCAAACGGCCUUCCCGAUCAGCCCGUCCUUAAUCUUCGCCCAGGAACAAUUACCUACCUACACCAGCGACCUGCUGGACACGCCCAGCGGCGGUGGGGUGAACUACAAAUUGGCGACACUGAUCGGCCUGCCGCUCAUGGGGUUCGUUAUUCUCCUCUUCAUCUUGACUAUCGGCUGUGUGCUCGGGAUCAGCUGGUGGCAUCGUCAAGAGCGCGAAGAAGAAGAGUUGCGCCAGUGGAAGGCCAUGGCGGCGGAGAAUCCGUGGAGCGAGUACCCGCCGCCGGAGAUGUACUCGCAGCCGCAGCAGAUCACGCAGUACGGCUCCGGGUUCCAAGUUGUGGAUACUGAUGGCCGAACUCAUGAGGUCGGGUACUCCAAGAAGGUGAUGAUGAGUGUGUCGGAAGAUAAGGGGAAGAGUCCGUCGCAGGAGUAUCCGGGGGAGUUGAAGCUGUAAUGUAGCAUCACAAGCGACUGUGAUGGUGGAUAAGCCGAAUUCGUUGAGGAAGAGAAAGUGGGAGGGAAAUGGUGGAUAUGAAUCAUGUCUUUGUUGUCGUUGUUCCUGCUGUUAUUGAUUUGUUUUCAUGUGCAUAAUGAGGCAUAUACCCCCGCAUUGCUGGUGCACAUAAUAUCUCGAGUAUGAGAAUGAAUGAGAGUAUGAGAAUAAGUAAUGAGCGAAGCAGAUACCAGAGAUCCAUGAAUCCAACAAGUAAGUUUAUAGUAGAAACCAGAAUUAGAGUAUAACUUAUACUCAAGAAAGACAAAUAAACCGAAGUUAAAGAAAAAGAAAGAAAAGAAAAAAAG
Aspergillus welwitschiae is the source of this 2053-nucleotide messenger RNA. RefSeq lists its product as uncharacterized. NCBI's taxonomy places the organism in Eukaryota, Fungi, Ascomycota, Eurotiomycetes, Eurotiales, Aspergillaceae. The record is from RefSeq and is a predicted model, not a curated record. Bases 663 to 1706 code for a protein of 347 amino acids. The transcript is spliced from 3 exons.